Molecule: messenger RNA, 2980 nt
Organism: Arachis ipaensis
Lineage: Eukaryota; Viridiplantae; Streptophyta; Magnoliopsida; Fabales; Fabaceae
Gene: CRY1
Product: cryptochrome 1
Biological process (GO): entrainment of circadian clock by photoperiod; blue light signaling pathway; circadian regulation of gene expression
Cellular component (GO): nucleus; cytoplasm
Molecular function (GO): FAD binding; deoxyribodipyrimidine photo-lyase activity; blue light photoreceptor activity
Source: RefSeq, a predicted model, not a curated record
GUCUAUCAAUUCCAUUCAUUGUAUCCCCACUCAGUUAACCAAUCCUCUUCAAUUGCUCUUCAUUCUAUUUUAUCUCUCUCUCUCUCUCUCUCCUUGGACCUUUCUCAGUGUCUCUCAUCAUCUUCCCCAUGUUGCAACUUGGGUAAAAGAACCCCAAAGAUAAUUGGAGAAUUUUUCUUCCAAAGAUUGUCCACCCCCCAAAGUGUUGGAGAGAAACAAGUAAAGAAAGAAGAUAAGUGGCAAGGCUCAAAUAUCAAACUCUGCUUUUUCUUUUACCUCUUUUUGCUUAGAAAGGAACUAAAUAAAAGGAAGCAGAAAGAGAGAGAAAAAAGCUAAACAGCAUUUAUUUCUCGGUAAUUGGCAUGGUUAAGAGAUCUGGUACAUAUAUAGUAUAGGACAGGAUAGCAUAUAGUAUAGUGUGUAUAGUGGUAGGGGUAAUUUAGGAAAUUAUGUCAGGGGGUGGUGGUUGCAGCAUAGUAUGGUUCAGGAGAGAUCUGAGGGUAGAGGAUAACCCAGCACUAGCUGCAGGUGUUAGAGCUGGAGCAGUAGUUGCUGUGUUCAUAUAUGCACCUGAGGAAGAAGGACAAUACUACCCCGGAAGGGUAUCAAGGUGGUGGUUAAAGAACAGCUUGGCUCACCUUGAUUCUUCUCUUAGAAGCCUUGGUACCCCUCUCAUCACUAAAAGAUCCACUGAUAGUGUUUCUUCUCUUUUGGAUGUUGUUAAGUCCACUGGAGCUACUCAACUCUUCUUUAACCAUUUAUAUGAUCCAUUGUCACUUAUCAGGGAUCACAGAGCAAAGGAGGUUCUGACUGCACAAGGCAUAACCGUUCGUUCCUUCAAUUCCGAUUUGUUAUAUGAGCCGUGGGAUGUCAAUGAUGCCAAUGGCCAACCAUUCACAACUUUUUCUGCUUUUUGGGAAAGAUGCCUUAGCAUGCCUUAUGACCCACAAGCACCUCUUCUCCCACCUAAAAGGAUUAUUCCAGGAGAUGUAUCAAGGUGUCAGGGUGAUACACUGGUGUUUGAAGAUGAAUCCGAGAAAGCAAGCAAUGCACUUCUUGCACGAGCAUGGUCACCAGGGUGGAGCAAUGCUGAUAAGGCCUUAACAGCAUUUAUAAACGGUCCCCUGAUUGAGUAUGCAAAGAAUCGCAGGAAGGCCGAUAGUGCCACAACCUCAUUCCUCUCCCCACAUUUGCAUUUUGGCGAGGUGAGUGUCAAGAAAGUUUUCCAUCUCGUCCGAAUCAAGCAAGUCCUUUGGGCCAAUGAAGGAAACCAGGCUGGUGAAGAAAGUGUGAAUUUGUUUCUUAAGUCUAUUGGUCUUAGAGAAUAUUCAAGGUACAUCAGUUUCAACCACCCUUAUAGUCAUGAAAGGCCUCUUCUAGGCCACCUUAAGUUCUUUCCUUGGGUUAUAAACGAGAGCCAUUUCAAGGCAUGGCGACAAGGCAGGACAGGCUAUCCUUUGGUGGAUGCUGGCAUGCGAGAGCUAUGGGCCACUGGCUGGCUGCAUGAUCGAAUUCGUGUCGUGGUUUCCAGUUUCUUUGUGAAGGUUCUGCAGCUUCCUUGGAGAUGGGGAAUGAAAUAUUUUUGGGAUACGCUCUUGGAUGCAGAUCUUGAGAGCGAUGCUCUUGGUUGGCAGUACAUAUCUGGUACUCUUCCUGAUGGCCGUGAAUUCGACCGAAUAGAUAAUCCACAGUUUGAGGGAUACAAGUUUGAUCCAAAUGGAGAAUAUGUUCGGCGCUGGCUUCCUGAACUUUCUAGAUUGCCAACUGAAUGGAUACAUCAUCCAUGGAAUGCACCUGAAUCUGUACUCCAAGCUGCUGGAAUCGAACUUGGUUCUAACUACCCUCUUCCAAUUGUAGGAAUAGAUGCAGCAAAAGCAAGACUUCAAGAAGCACUUAUACAAAUGUGGCAACUAGAAGCAGCUUCAAGAGCAGCAAUCGAAAAUGGAGUUGAGGAAGGGCUUGGAGACUCCACCGAAUUGGCCCCCAUUGCUUUCCCUGAAGACAUACAGAUGGAGGAAAGCCAUGAACCUGUUAGGAACAAUCCCCCGGUUGGUCCUAGGCGUUACGAGGAUCAGAUGGUCCCCAGUAUGACUUCUUCCCUGGUGAGGGUGGAAGAGGAAGAGGCUUCCUCAGAUCUUCGAAACUUGGCAGAAGAAAGCAGAGCUGAAGUGCCAACUAAUGCAACUGCACAACAAAAUGCAAGAGAGACGGUGAACCAAGGAGUGUUGCAGAAUGUUAAUAGAAACACACAAGUACAGCAUAAUAAUACUACAGCGUGGCUGAGAAAUGCGGCUGAAGAUUCGACAGCAGAAUCUUCAAGUAGUACUAGGAGAGAAAGGGAUGGAGGAGUAGUUCCAGUAUGGUCUCCCCCGUCUUCUAGUUAUGCAGAGCCAUUUGUAGAUGAUGAGAGUGGAAUAGGAGCCAGUUCAUCAUACUUGCAGAAUCAUCCUCAGUCGCACAGAUUAAUGAAUUGGACACGUCUACCUCAAACUGGGUAAUCUGCAUCCAAAUCAAGCAGAUUAGAACCCCGCAGGUGACAAAUGCAUUCACAAAUCUUCUUUACCAGAAAAGUCGGGACGACGAACUCAAUCCAUGUUCAUUUCCACUGGAAACAAACUCUGCUGCUCAUUUCCUACAUCAUAAUCCAGACUCGACAUAUGUUUAGCGACUGACCUUCAAUUUGUAUGGAAAAUUUCGAUUCCUACACAGUGCAGCUUCGUCUGCGGUCCCUCUUGCUUUUCGUGUACAAUAUUUGUAGGCUCCUAUCCUACUUGUAUAGUAAUAUAUAUUUUGUGCAGUGAGGGAGAAAGAGUCGCUGUAAUAGGAUCUCUGGCUCUCAAAUAAACUCAAGUUUGCUCUUAUAUAAAAGUUAAGCCAGAUAUAUUAUACUUUUAUGAUCCCUCCUUUGGUUACAUAUUAUGGCCUGUAUAACACUUUUCAGCACUAUUGGAAAUUGCAGUUAUCUUGGUGCACAUAUUAA